UAUUUUUCUGUGCAGAUUAGAGUGUGGCUUGAUAUCGGUUCUCCUCAAACAGUCGACGUGCUCCGGUUUAUUUCCAUCCUUUUAUUACGGGUUACAAUGUCUGCGCUAGAACGGGACUUUUCAUCGGAAAAUAGCAAAUUUGAAUGAGUAAAACCGGAAAAACGCGGUUCCGUCUGCAGCAUAAGCAUCUCCACAAAUCGCCAACUGCACAUAUGAACCCACUGAUAGAAGUUGCCGGUGUUUCUACUCAUGUCUGGCUACUGCAGGCCUACGGUUGUUGCUUCUAUGAUGCUCAAUCUGCUCCUUCCUUAUUAAUGUUAAAUGGGGAUACGAUUCGCAAGAUUAUUGGGUCAGUCCGACAUAGUAUUGGCUAAAUUUGGGCAAGUGAUUUGAGUUUCCGAAGCAAAACCUAUCAUUUUUUCAAGUAGUUCAACUUCUGAGAAAUCGCGAUACCCGAUGUGGUUGGUCUAUAUACCAGAAACAAGGAUAAACACAACCCAACGGAAGCAACAUUUUACUCAAGAUAUAUGGAAAAUAAAAACAAAAAUUCUGUUUUGUUAGCAAUGUAGUAUCUGGCUGGCCAGCAGAAAAUGUUGAAUUCUUGUACAAAGUGUCAAAAGUGUGAGGAUCACGUAUAUUUGCAUUAUGCAUAAUCUGAGAUCAUGUUCGCCAAGAGGUGCAAAUCCAUACCAGGGAAAUGUGGUGGAAAGAUGGCCUCGAGUACACUGGAACAGUUUCUUUCCUACAUGACAAGCAACCAUUUUAUUUUUGGAUGUAAUGAAAAUUCACCUGCCCAUAAUGCUUUCCGGCUUUCGCCAUUGUCAAAUACGGACGUGUAGAACGUAAAUAACACUCAUGUCGGAGGUCGAAGCGUUUGAAAGUUUUGAGGGCGACAAUGUCCAGCCCCCGGUAUUCGAUCAAGCACCGGUCGUCCAGCCAGCGGAACUCCCGGACAAUAGGCUAUUCGGACGCUGGAGUAGCAAUGAUAUCCACAUUUCGGACAUUUCCGUAUCGGAUUACAUCGCAGUGAAGGAGAAGCACGCCAAAUAUCUUCCCCAUUCGGCUGGUCGGUAUGCCGCUAAACGGUCCCGCAAGGCACAGUGCCCAAUUGUUGAGCGUCUCACCAAUUCGUUGGUGAUGAAGGGACGCAACAACGGUAAAAAACUGAAAGCUGUCCGAAUCGUGCGCCAUGCGUUUGAAAUUAUGCAUCUGCUAACCGGCAAAAAUCCGCUGCAGAUUGUGGUGCAGGCCAUAAUCAACUCGGGGCCACGUGAAGAUUCGACCCGUAUUGGUCGUGCCGGUACUGUGCGUCGUCAGGCCGUUGAUGUUUCCCCACUGCGGCGCGUGAACCAGGUUAUCUGGCUUCUGUGUACCGGUGCUCGUGAGGCUGCUUUCUGCAACAUCAAGACUAUUGCCGAAUGCUUGGCUGAUGAGUUGAUUAACGCUGCUAAGGGUUCCUCUAACUCGUACGCCAUCAAGAAGAAGGACGAACUGGAACGUGUCGCCAAGUCUAACCGAUAAACCGUUACGGCAAGGCACAUGUGUGGCCGCCGAGCGAUACAGCUUCCUCCGACUUUCAGACGAAGCAUCGCUUGUUUUAGGGGCUGGUUUCUAUCUCCCCCUCCCCAUUUUGAAUGCACGUUUUACAACGUAUUUCUGCUUGCGCAAAUUUAAUAACCAUCAAAAUUAACAUCCACAGCAAUGAUUCUGUUACGCGCUAGAAUGUGAAUAAAAAAGGCAUAACGUUAAUUGCAGUACCGGGUAGCAGGUAAUAGCUACAGAUACGAUAUAAGUCAAUUAUCUAUAUACGAAAAACGUUGAGUUUUUUCUGGUACAUAAACUCCGACUUCCUUUAUAGCAUCAGUUUUUAUGGAGAUUCAGAGAUUUGCUGCAGAUUCAGUUUUGCAGUUAAUAAAAUCAUAAUCGCAAAUAUUC
Messenger RNA from Topomyia yanbarensis, 1935 nucleotides. Its product is annotated as small ribosomal subunit protein uS7-like. Lineage: Eukaryota; Metazoa; Arthropoda; Insecta; Diptera; Culicidae. The record is from RefSeq and is a predicted model, not a curated record. The transcript has 3 exons. Gene Ontology annotation, cellular component: cytosolic small ribosomal subunit; ribosome. The coding region runs from base 856 to 1521 and encodes 221 amino acids. Gene Ontology annotation, biological process: translation; ribosomal small subunit assembly. Gene Ontology annotation, molecular function: mRNA binding; structural constituent of ribosome; rRNA binding.